Protopterus annectens (West African lungfish) is the source of this 1095-nucleotide messenger RNA. RefSeq names its product trace amine-associated receptor 8a-like. Lineage: Eukaryota; Metazoa; Chordata; Ceratodontiformes; Protopteridae. Gene Ontology annotation, biological process: G protein-coupled receptor signaling pathway. Bases 1 to 1095 code for a protein of 364 amino acids. Gene Ontology annotation, molecular function: trace-amine receptor activity. Gene Ontology annotation, cellular component: membrane. The transcript has a single exon. The record is from RefSeq and is a predicted model, not a curated record.
AUGCUUCAAAGAAUAUUUAAAGAUAAAACCAACGAUUACAGUUUAUAUGUCACAGCAAGCAUAGCUCUGAACUCUUCUUUUGUUAAAAUAGGAAUGUUGCAGCAAUGUUUUGAAAACGUGAACACAUCUUGUGUGAGAGUCUCACGAUUAUUAGUUGAACAGACCAUACUUUAUUUUAUAUUCACUUUAGGUAUUAUUGCCUGUGUUGUUGGCAACCUGCUGGUGAUUAUCUCAAUUUCUUAUUUCAGGCAGCUUCAUUCCCCAAGUCAUUUCCUUGUCCUCUCCUUAGCCUCAGCAGAUUUCGUAAUGGGACUUUUAGUAAUUCCAUUUACUGCUAUUAAAUUUAUUGAAGCGUGUUGGUAUUUUGGAGAAGAUCUCUGUAGACUUUUGACUGCCUUAGAUUCAUUGUGCUCUUUGGCAUCUGUUUUUCAUCUUUGUUUUAUUUCUGUUGAUCGCUACAUUGCUGUCAGUGAUCCUUUAUCGUACCCUGUAAAGUUUACUGCAACAGUUGCAUGCUUUUUAAUAUCUCUGGGAUGGUUACUGCCAGUGACCUACUCAUUAGCUCUGAUUUAUUCAAACACAAAUGAUACUGGACUGGAAGACUCGGUCGCAGAUCUCCACUGUAAAGGAAGUUGUGUAAUAUUGUUUAAUAAAUCAUGGGUCCUGAUAAAUGUGAUAAUCAUUUCUCUUCCAUUAAUUACAAUGCUGGGUAUGUACUCAAACGUUUUCAUAAUUGUGAAAAAGCAAGCAAGAAUGAUAGAAACCACAGCAGGUAAGAAGUCUGAAGUGGAAACAUUUAGCAGCAGGGUGGCAAGAAGAGAAAGAAAGGCUGCAAAAACAUUAGGCAUAGCUGUUGGGGCAUUUACAUUUUGCUGGUUGCCAUUAUUCGUAGACAUGAUGAUUGAUAAUCUUUUUAAUGUUAUAACACCACUCUCUGUUUAUCACAUCUUUUUCUGGCUUGCUUAUUUUAGUUCAGCACUGAAUCCUUUCAUUUAUGCUUUCUUUUAUCCGUGGUUCCGUGAAACUGUUAACCUCAUUUUUUCCUGCAAGAUUUUGAGAUCUGAUUACAAAGAUAUUGAUUUAUUUAAAGAAUGA